Molecule: messenger RNA, 2340 nt
Organism: Symbiodinium sp. CCMP2456
Lineage: Eukaryota; Dinophyceae; Suessiales; Symbiodiniaceae
Source: the annotation of a GenBank genome assembly
AUGGGCGCCGUGUGUGCCUCGUGCGAGAAGGCAGAUGCAGCUGCCAAGCAGACCGUCGGCGCGGCAAAUGCUCAGCCAGUCCUUAACGAGGCAGCUGUCCUGAAAUUCCUUAGCCGGGUAAAGCUAUUUCAGCGCUUGCCGAAGGAAGUUCAUACGACAUUGGCCUCCGCUUGUGUUCCGGCAGAGUACAAGCCCAAGGCGCGAAUCAUUUGCCAGGGCGAUGACGGCGACGAGUUUUUCAUCAUUCAAGCUGGUGAGGCAGACGUGGAAGUCAACGGCAAGAAGGUUGCCACGCUGAAGGCUAGUGAUUACUUCGGCGAGAAUGCCCUCUUAAGAAAUGAGCCGCGGACAGCUACCAUCACUGCCAAGACAGAUUUGAAGGCGUUGAAAAUCGGGCGUGAUCGCUUCGAUCUUCUGGGCCUGAGGGAGAAGCUGGAAUUCCCCCAGCGGAAGGCUGUCGGUGGUGGAGGGAAGCAGGAGCUGGUGACGAAGCCACCCAGCGCGAAGACAGAUGCAGAGAAGCAGCUGAUGAUUGAGGCACUAAAGCAGAAUGACAACCUGAUGAGUGUUGUAUCGCUAAGCGACGCCAACCUCUCUCAGAUGGUUGCGGUUGCCUGGAAGGAGGAGGUGACGGCUGGCACCAAGUUGAUCACCGAAGGUGAUUUAAACGCGGACUACUUUUACGUUGUGCAGGAAGGGAAGUUCGACGUCGUCAUAGGAGGGUCGAAGACCGCAGAGGAGGGCGGACCACAGGUGGUUGCAUCCAUUCCAAAAGGCGGAAGCUUUGGGGAAUUGGCACUGCUCUACUUUGCCCCACGUGCAGCAACCAUCCAGGCAGCAGAAGACGCCAUGGUGUGGGUUAUCGACCGCAAGAACUUCAAGGAGAUUCUGGCACAAUCCUCCAAUGCUACGGCCAAGGAGUACAUAAAGUAUUUGGACAAGGUAGAGAUUUUGGCGCCACUACAGGACGACGAGAAAGCGGCCGUUGCGCAAAGCUUGUCUGAAAUGUCGUUCAGUCGCGGAGAAGUGAUCUUCCAACAGGGAGAGAAAGGUGACGCCUUCUACAUUCUCAUUGAGGGACAGGUCAGCGUUGUGAAAGACGGAAGAGAGGUCACAAAGCUAAUUGCGACACCGGAGAAGGCUUCGUUUUUCGGAGACAGGGCUCUGCUGAGCAACGAGCCGCGAAAUGCAACGUUGCAGGUGAUCUCCGACACAGCCAAGACGCUGACGGUGGACCGGCAGUCCUUUGACAUGGUCCUUGGACCACUUGCCGAACUGCAGACGAGGGGCCGAGGUGGAAAGAGCAAGCUGGCUGGCCGCAGUGUUGGCGGCAGCGCUGCCGCUAUGGGCAAUGCUACCCGAAAGUUUGGAUUGAUCCUGCGGAAGGAUCUGAAGAGAAUUGGAUUGCUUGGAUGUGGUGGCUUCGGUGCUGUGGAGUUGGUGGAGCACGCCGCAUUGGGCGAUACCUAUGCCCUGAAGGCUCUCAGUAAAGGCUACGUCAUGAAGUCGGGCAUGCAGCAAAAUGUCUUGAACGAGAAGAAUGUGCAGAUCAUGUGCGAUUCGCCGUUCAUCAUCAAGCUGUACGAGACGUACAACGGCACCCAAUCUCUCUACUUUCUCUUGGAGCCCGCACUGGGAGGCGAACUUUAUGCAACCUACAACAAGAAAGGUCUGUUCGGCAAGGAGGGGCACGCCAAAUUUUACGUGGCCGGUGUGGUCAAUGCCUUCGAGCAUCUCCACGGCAAAAAGAUCAUCUUCCGUGAUCUGAAACCGGAAAAUCUUCUGCUUACGGAGCUUGGCCAUAUCAAGUUGACGGACAUGGGCCUUGCAAAGGUUGUGGUCGGAAAGACAUACACCACUUGUGGGACACCCGACUACUUCGCACCGGAAAUGAUCGCAUCAGCUGGUCACACAAUGGCCGUUGAUUGGUGGACUCUCGGCGUCUUGAGCUUCGAGCUGAUGGCAGGCCAUCCGCCCUUCGAGUCACCGCACCCUAUGCAGAUCUACCAGAAGGUAAACAAGGGCAUCACCAAGGUCAACUUCCCCAACAAGAUGAAGGGUGUAGUUGAGGAUCUCGUCAAGAAUCUCUGCAAGAAGGAGCCUGCUGAGAGACUUCCUAUGAGGAAGGGCGGAGCUGGUAACAUCCGGAAGCACUCGUGGUUCACCACCUUCGAGUGGGAGAAGUACGACAAUGGCAAUAUGCCUUCACCAUACAGGCCCCAGGUGCAGAGCAAGAAGGAUAUGGCAAACUUUGCUGCGCGGAAGGAGGACAUGCCGCCCAACGUGCAAUACAAGGAUGAUGGCUCUGGAUGGGAUGCAGACUUCGCUACCUGCUCCUGA